Manis javanica (Malayan pangolin) is the source of this 4923-nucleotide messenger RNA. The record is from RefSeq and is a predicted model, not a curated record. NCBI's taxonomy places the organism in Eukaryota, Metazoa, Chordata, Mammalia, Pholidota, Manidae.
UGUUUAUAAUCAACUGUCAUUUGGAAAGUAUCAAAACACUAAAACCUCUGGCGUCCUGCAAGGUGGUCGUCUGGUGGGCAGUGCCCUCCCCCCUGCUCUGUGUGGCCUUUAGUGGGAUGCAUAGAGUCUGUCCAGCGUGACCCUGAUGGAUGCCUGGGAAGCAGAUGUCUCAGAGGAGGUGGCCCCUAACCCAGCCUGGUGGAGGGAGGCCACGGAGAGGAGGGCCUUGAACCUGAGCCUGGAGGAAGGGCAGACACGGGCCAGCUGGCCCGGGAGGGAGGAAGGCUGGUGCUUUGGGCAGGGCUGUGGGCCAGCAAAGAGGCUGUGGCCUUGGCCAUGCUGGGCAGUUCCCAGCGGGGCCUGGAGGCACCGGAGCCAGGAGGGGCUGUUCCGGAACUAGUGUCACCCACCUCCAGGGCUGAGGGGAAGCAGCUCAGCCUUCAGGCAAGGCAGUGCUGGGUUCUCCCCGCAGAGGCCGUCCCGGCCUCACACGACCGGGGCUGGGACAGGCUGCUCCACAGAUGCCCUGCCUGGAGCACAGCCCCAGAAGGUCCAUCCCCUCCUCCUGGGGCACACGGGGGCUAGGCCAAUGUUACCACCCAUCGUGGCUCCGUGCUGGCUUCCAGCCUCUCCCCCAAACCCAGAACAAGACUCCUGUUCUGGAAUGCAGACUCCAGCUCCUGUUGGCAGAAAGACAGAGAAACUGGGGUCAUUUUUAAUCUACUGGCUACUGAGCGGGCGCCCCCUGCCGCCCAUUGUGACGCCGGCCGCAAACCGGGUCCCGCGGCGGGAGGCCGUGGGCAGAGCCCCGGGAGCCGGCGCUGAGAUGCAGGAGCAGCUCCUGCAGCUGCGGAAGGACAACCGCGACGGGCGCCUGCGGAAGCAGGAGCUGGAGGAGCUGGUGCGCGGGCUCGAGGCCGAGAGCGAGAGCCUCACUGGGCGCCUGCAGGACCUGCGCGAGCGCGAGCGCAGGUGCGGCCGUUGCGCGGACAACGCGGCUCCACUAGCGGGGCACUCGGGGCUUCGCAGGGCGUCCCGCGGCCCCGUCGGUUCGUCCGCCCCGCCCAGGCCCGGACCUCGUUCUAGGAGGGCGGGACCAGGGCCAUUGGCUCAGGGGACCUCCGAAUUCGAGGCUGUGGCGACAAGCGACCUGCGGCUAUGCCUUCCUCGGGGCCACGGGAGUCUGAACACCCGCCGCCUCCCGCCGUGGCAACUGCCUCAGUUUCUCCUCUGUAGCCUGCAGGGCAGGCGAAGCCAGACGGCGCGGACCCUGCGACGGGAGGCACGCGAGGCGGCGCGGCAGCACGCGGAGCAGGCGCGCGGACUGCUGGAGGCGGCCGAGCGGCGCCAGAGCGACCUGGAGCAGCAGAACCUGCAGCUGCAGGAGCAGUGGGAAGAGCUGUCCAGUCAGCUCUUCUAUUACGGAGCGGACCAGCUGAGACAGCAGCGCGCGGAGCGGCACCUUGGGACCCAACUGAUGGCUUUGCAGAAACAGCUGGAGCUGGUGGAGGCCAAGCACGCCAGGCAGGCGGAGAGCCUGCGGCAGGGCGCGCAGCGGACGGAGGAGGCCUGGGCCAGCUUCCAGGAGCAGAGCGGAGUCCUGCAGGAGCUGCAGGGGAAGGUGAUGGAGGCGGCGGCUGCGCUGGACGCCUCGCGCGACGGCCCGGAGCGAUGCGGCUCACAGCCUCGCCGGGUGCAGGACUGCUCGCUCAUGGAGGAGGUGGCCAAGGCCGACUGUGAGAAGCGGCUGUUCGGGGGCGCGGGCUCGGCAGGCAGCAGGCUGUGGGCGCUGGGGCUGCUGCUGCUCGCGCUCGGCUUCCUGGCGCUGCCGCUGGUCCUCCCGGUGGCGGUGAAGCCCGCCGCCCUCCGCCGCGCGCUCCCGCGCCUCCGCUCGCACGCCGCCCUCCGCCGCCUGCGCUACGCGCUGUCCCCGCUGCUCGAGCUGCGCGCGCGCGGGCCGCUGCCCACCUAGAGCGCAUCACGCCGGCCGCGGCCGCCCGCACCUCAGUGUCCCGUGUGGUUUCUGGGCGCCUGCAGGGGGACGUCCGGGGAGGGUGUGGGUUCGUGUGACCCUGGCGAUUGGUUUCUGGGCGCCUGCAGGGGGGCGUCCGGGGAGGGUGUGGGUUCGUGUGACCUUGGUGGCAGAGCUGCGGGCCCUGGCACCGCGGGCUCGGCGGGGGCGGGACCUUCCAGGCGGACCCCGCGCUUCGAGAGGCUGCCCCGGGGCGCCCCGCGGCGGAGCUGACGACCCGGGCCCGCGCCCGGAGCGAGCCCCUCUCCCGCAGCCCCGGCCUCUGCACAAGGGCCACGUCGGAAGGUGGUCAGUAUCUUGUUGAACUUACCUUCCCCUGCUAGCGAGCCUGAGCCGGGGGCAGCGGGGGGCGGCGGGGAGCUGGCGGGUCACGUCUCCCCCGGGGCUCCCUUGGCCUGCUGCGUGGGCUCAGCCCCAGGCGCAGUGCGUCCCAGCACUGCUGGCAGCGCGCGCACCACUGCAGUCUUCGUGGGAAAUCCUUUUUUUUAAUGUGAAAUGUUCUGCUUUGUGGAAAUAAACACUUAAAGUUUCAUUUUGUCUGAUACAAUACUGCCCUACUUUUAUUAUUAUUAUCUUUGGUAAUGAAGCUCUGUGUAUCUCCUUGUGCACACAUACAUGGGUUUUUGCCAUGGCUUUUAAACAAUUUUUUUGAUUUGUGUUUAGUCAUUUUUUGUUUAAAUUGCUUAUGGACUCCUUUGUGUCAUAUUUUACCAAAUUCAAGAACUGUGCGUUGUGUCCUAAAAGAUCCAUUUUGUUUGGAAGUCAUGAAGAUAUUCUCACACUCUGAAUAAUUUUAAUUGGUGUAAACAUUUUGUUUAUCCAUUCAUUGUAACACUUUGCUGCUAAACAUUUUAUGGAUUCAUCUGUAGAUGGACCUUCGGAUUGUUGUCACCGAAAGGCUGUGGUGAAUUGCCUCUGUGAGCAUCGGGGUGCAAAUAUACUUGAGUUGCCACUUUCACUUCUUUUGCAUUUGUGGCCAGAACUGGAAUGGCUGGACCGGUGGUAAUUGUGUUUAAUUUUCCAAGGGACUGUUAGGCUGUGUUCCCUGACGGCUGCUCCAUUUUACAUUCCCACCAGUAGUGCACAAGGAUUCCAUUUCCUUCACAUCCUUGCCAACACUUGUUGUUUCCUGUUUUGUUGUAUGUUAAUGUUGUAUGUUAAAGGUGUGACUUUUUUGCUUUCAAUUUUUAGAGAUUGCAUUCUCUAAUUUUUGUCAUUUAUGAUUACAAAGUCGAACCUAUAAAACAGGACAGCUUAGGGAAGACAAGUUUUAUCCCUAUGCCCCCCUACCCUGUUACCCCCACUCCUUUAUAAGAACUAUUUUUAAAAAUGGACCUUCCUUUAUUCCCCUUAACUGAACAAAACACACAGCCACGGCCCUCUCCUCCUUUCUUAGGUGAGCACCGCAGGCCUCUGCCCUCCUCAGCACCGGGCACCGGGCUCUGGGUGGCAUCGGGUGAGAUGCGGCCUUAGGUCAGGUAGUGAUGUGGGUGGAGAGGAGACCGUUGCGAACUUCUUGUGUUUGCCAGCGAGCCUUUGAGAUGGAUUCCUGAACGUGGGGUUGUGGGGCAGCGUACUGCUAGGGACCGGCCAGGUUCCCCUGCGGCUGGACUGUUUUGCAUUCCCACCAUCGCUGGAUAUGAGGGCCCUUCCCCCCGAGCCUUGCCCACCGGGAAUACUCUCACACUGGGGUUUUUGUCAGUCUGAUGGGUGUAGUUUUAUUUGUACUUCUCUUAUGAUCAAGGUUGAGAAAUUUUUAAUGUUUAAGGGAAGUUGCCUUUCUUUUUCUGUAAACUGGUCAUGUCAUUUGCCCAUCUUAAAAAUAUAGGAUUGAGGGCGUUUUCUAGGCAUUUUAAAUUUGCAUUCUGUUCUAAAUACUUUUGCAGUUUGUCUUACACUUUGUUCAUGGAGUUCUUUGCUACCAUAUGUUGUUUUGGUAACAGUUUACUUCUGUACUGAUUCUGGAUUUUGUCUGGGAAGUUUUCCUCAUUUCUGGGUUAUUAAGGAAACUCAUCCCUGUCUUCCAAAAUUUGCAUGGUUUCUUAGUUCACAUUUCAACCUCUGGUCAGCUUCAGACUUAUCAUGCUUUAUGAUAGGAAGAUCUUUUUCAUUUUCAUAUAAAUUUUAGACUCAGUUUGUCAAUCUCCAUAAAAAUAUCUGGGAUUGGAAUUACACUGAAUUUAGUGAUCAAUUUGCAGAAAAUUAAGUCUUCCAAUCCUGGAACAUGAUGUCCAUCUCCAUUCAUUUUCUCAUCAAUGUUCUGUACUGUUCAGUGUGGAGGUCUUGCACUUACAUUUGUCCUUAGGUAUUUUGUUUUUGGAUGCUAUUAGAAAUCGUGAAGAUUUUUUUAAAAUUUCAUUUUCCAUCUGUUCAUUGCAUGUAUAGAAAUAAAAUUGACUUGUAUAAUGACCUUGUAUACUGCCAUAUUGCUUAACUCCCUUGCUCCUUGAACUUUUCUGUAGAUUUCUUUGGAUUUUCUGGAUAAUUUCGUUGUCUGUGAAGCAGACGGUUUCUUGUCCUUUUCAGUCUGCACGCCCUGGCCUUGCACUGGCCACACCCUCAGUGCAACGCUUUGAAGUCCUGAUAAUGGGUACCUUGUCUUGUUCCUGAAUUUAGGGGGCCACCUUAAGUACUUUAUCAUUAAGAUGUUAGCUUUUUCUUAAAUGAUAUUUGUCAGAUUGAGGAAGUUUCCUCUUAUUUCUAGUUUGCUGAGUUUUUAUUAUGAAUGGGUGGUGGAUUUUGUCCGGUGCUUUUUCUGCACCCAGUGAAAUGCUCAUAGGGCUUUCCUUCAUUGGUCUGUUACUGUGAAGUACACCGCCCAGUCCCGAAUGUCAGGGCAAGUCCUGCGUUACUGGGAAAGGCCCGCACCGCCAUGGCGGGCUCUUUGAUAC